Messenger RNA from Thamnophis elegans (Western terrestrial garter snake), 3960 nucleotides. Its product is annotated as complement factor H-related protein 2-like. The record is from RefSeq and is a predicted model, not a curated record. Lineage: Eukaryota; Metazoa; Chordata; Lepidosauria; Squamata; Natricidae. The transcript is spliced from 5 exons. The coding region runs from base 1135 to 2205 and encodes 356 amino acids.
UGUAACGGAGAUGAGCACCGCCCCCUAGGGAACGACUAGCAUAUAUGUGUGUGAGGGAAACCUUUAUCUUUUAAAUUUACCUUUAAUUUUGGAAGCUUAAACAUUUCUAACUCAGUAGAGAAAAAGUAUCAGUAUCUAUAAGGUUAAAUAUAAGAACCUGUCAGUCUUCUGAACAUUCUGGUGUGGUGCCAUCACAAUGAUAUGACUAAAAAUGCUUUGUCUUCUUUCAGAAAAGUCUUGUUACUUUUUAUCCUCUUUGUGCAGACUGAAGGGUUCGGUUGUUUGAAAGUAUAGAAUUGGGCUAAUUAGGCUAACCCAAGAAAUACUCCUGAAGCAGGACAAAUAAUAUCACAACUCUUCAAUAGAUUGUUUUAUUUAAAAUAGAAAUGAAUACAUUUCCUAGAUGGAGAAAGAAUGAGGCUUUGAGAAGAUUCAGGUUUUAACUACAGUGAAAGUUUUAGCACAACCCUUUUCAGGGAAGGGCAUUGAAUUAAUAUUUCCUAAAGUUUUCAAUAGUCCCUGCCCCUUUCCCCAGGCAUAUUUUAGAAUUGAGAUUUGGAUACAGGCCCUUGGUUGAAUUUGACAGUCUGCCAUUGGUUAGAAGGUAAUCAGGUUGCUUUUUAAAAACAUGGAUCCAAGAUCAUAACUGAAUCUUGUGAUCUUUAAAGCAAUUUUUUUCUUGUUUCUGUCAUCAUGAUCUUUUACUAAAUUGGCUAUUUUUAAAUAUAUUCUUUGCAAAACAGUUUCAUAUAGGAUUCUAUUAUUCAAAAAGUCUGCGUGUGUUAAUUCUUAUUACUGAAAGUGUUAAUCAGAAUUAAUAUAUCAAUUUAGAAGAUAAUUCUAACUGGAUUUUACAGCUGAAAUAAAUUCUAGGUAUGUUACAGUAUAUAAAAUAAAGGGACUUUAUGUACUAAACAGUAAAACGUGCACACAGGGAAACAAUUGGUGAAGUAAAAGGAGAAGAAGACUAUUUAAGAUAUUAUUUGUUGGAAAAGUUAGAACAAAUAGAAGACCACAUUCUGAAAAUAAUUAUUGAACUACUAUAAGCCAAAUGACGGAUUGCCUGCUGUGCAUUGUAUCAUUUCUUCUGGGAAUAUCUACUUCUGACCAUGGUGAGUUCUCAAUACUUUUACUAUGGACAUAGCAAGGAUGGGUUUCAAAUCCCAAUUGACAAUUGUCUGCAUGCUACUCACUGUCACUUCAGUCUGCAGCCCACCUGAAAUUGAUUUUGGAAGAAUUGAAAUGAAUAAACAAAAGGAAUAUCUGGAAAAUGAAAGAAUACAGUUUAAGUGCUAUCCUGGAUAUGAUCUGGAAGGGUCUGACUGGAUUACAUGUAAAAAGGAAGGUUGGAUACCUCCGCCAAAGUGUUUCGCACCCUGUAUUCUCACAAAACAGCAGCUGGGUGACAGAAAUCUUCUUUUGAAUGGUGGACAACGACACUCAGAAUGGAUAAGAAAUGGGCAUACCAUAGAAUUUACAUGCAGGAAAGGAUAUUUCAUUGUAUCUCCUUCUAUCAGAAAGUGUGUUGAUGGGAAUUUAACUUUACCUUCCUGUAAUUCUUCUGUCAUUUGCUCUGCCCCACAAGUAGAAAAUGGUAACUUUUUGCCUCCGUUGACUUAUUACAACUUUGAAGACAUGAUCUACACAAUAUGUAACCCAGGAUAUAUGCUUGAAAGUCAUAAAAAUUCCUCUAAAUGCACCAAAGAUGGCUGGUCACCAUAUCCAAAAUGUGUCAGAAAAGACUGUGACUUUCCUCAUAUAGAGAAUGGAGCACUAUCCUGGUCCAACACAUAUUACAGUGACGUCUCUUUUCCCAAAAAAGUGGGACAAAUAAUUGGUUUCAAAUGUAAUCAUGGUUUUCUGGCAAGAAAUAAAAAACAUUGGGAUAGAAUCAAAUGCACUAAUUUUGGCUGGGUUCCAGAACCACAAUGUUAUAAACAAUGCAUUCCCCCUAAACAGUUGCCACAUGGUCAUGUGACUUAUAACUCUGGGAGUAAUUUCAUAGAUGGUGACAACAUUUCAUUUAAUUGCGAUAUGGGGUAUUAUCCUGAACACCAUUCACCAAUAGCCACAUGCAGAAAUAGUGACUGGUUUCCCACUCUGAACUGCGUCUCUACAGGUAAACAUCACUUAGCAAAACUAACAAUUUGGGAGUCCUUCCAUUUUGCAAGCAAAACAUCUUUUUCUUCUUCCACUAGAAUCUGAGGAGGGGUUUAUUGAAUUUUUAACAGAACUUACAGAAUGAAAAAGUGGUUCUCUUUUUGCAGAGAUCUGGAUUAAUUUAGGGCUUAUUCAAUGGUCGGAUCAAAAAAUAUUUAGUUGAAAAUAACCAUGGUGGGGAAAAGAAAGAUCAGUUGAUAGUUGAUAGGAAAACAAGUUGGGGAGAAAGCAUCCUCUGGAGACUGAAAAGGUUACUAGAAGAGAAAAGAGGUACAAUAUUGAUAGCCAAAUCUGGUCCUAGGUUCUGCCUCAGUUACCUUCCUAAUAAGCACCAAGUCAGAAGAUCAUUUAAAAUCAGUUUAUUAGGAAACCCUGAUAAGUGGGAUCUCCCUAUGAAAAGGGAGAACCCGGGACCUAUCGUACAUGCCUUUGUAAAGUUAACCCAACAAAGAAAAUGCAGAGGAAAGUUGAUUGGACAGCAUAAAAGUAACCCUCCUUUGCACAGUAAAUCAACUACAAGGUUCUUUGAAGUUAGAUAACCGGAUGCCAGUUGACGCUAAGAAUUUUUUUCUUAUCAAGAAAAAGCCAUCCUUCUCCAGCUCAUCUUUUCAGUUUAGGAAUGUUAGGAGCUAUUCAAUCAAUCCAUACAUUCAUAGGAUCAGAAAUGCUACUACAUUCCAGUCUAAACCUUAUCACGUCAUUUUAAAAGACACAAAAGUAAGUCAAAUUAAAAUACAAAGUAAUUAUGUUUAAAAUAACAAGCAAAAUACAAUUAAAAGUAACUAUAUUGCUAACAAAUUACAAAGUCUGUGUCAUGUGCCCACCAGUAUUGAAUAAUAUAGAAUAAUAAUAAGUAGGACAUAGAAAUUAUUCCAAAUUUGUUAAUUGUUUUCAUUUUCAUUCAGCAAUAUCUGCUUUUUCAGCAUUCUUGUUCCUUAUUUCGCUAUUUCUGUUUUCAAAAGAGAAGGAAGUUUUACCAUGGUGUUAUUUCUUUCUCUCCCAGUUCACAGAUAUAAAGGGCAAUAACUAGCUAGAACCAUUCUUACUGAAUCUAAGUUUCAAAGUGUCUGUUCCCAAAUAAUUCUGUAUGCAUUGUUUAUUUUACAGAUAUUCAUCCAUCAACUGGGUGAAAGACAGUUCAUCCACUCUCCUCUUUCUUCUCCAACCACUCUAGAAGAAUGAGAGGUAGCAGCCUGCUCUUUCUAAUUCUAUUAGCAUGAUUUUGAUAGCUUAUUACAUAGAUGCCAUAGGCAGAAUCCUACUGGAGAAAGAUUCAACUUUAAAAGCUAAAUAACCCCUGUAUAAUAAACUCAAGGCAAUCCAUGGUUUAUAAAUCUGAGAUAUACAGCACAGAAGUCACAACUUGCAAAAAAUAGUUCUAAGAUGCACCGAUUCUUUGUAUCAUCAAUUUGUAUCUUUAUUACUGCUUUCUCUAUGUUUGAAUAAUAAUUGAAUUCACUGAACUACUUUCAAAUGCAUUAAAUCAUCUUAUUUUAUGCCCUUUUGGUUACAUAAAGAAAUAACCAGCUUUGGGUCUUAGAUUUUUAUCAAUGGACCAACAUAUUUAUAAUGGCUUUUUCUAGUUAAUGAAUCCCCUGGAACUUUUAUUAAAUGUUCUCUAUCAAUAUAUGUAUUUCUCUUCUGUAAUUAUAGAUGACAUCAUCUAGAUAUAAGGUACUUGCUGUUAUUCCUAUUAAGCACGUGUGAGCACUCUGCCAAAUAUUCAAGCAUAUACCACUUGAAAUAAUGCUGCACUCCAAGCACAAUUUUAUUUGUAAAUAAAACCAGGACUCUGUAGUA